This is a messenger RNA of Ceraceosorus bombacis, 1641 nucleotides long. Lineage: Eukaryota; Fungi; Basidiomycota; Exobasidiomycetes; Ceraceosorales; Ceraceosoraceae. The record is from the annotation of a GenBank genome assembly.
AUGUCGGGUCUCAGCGCUCCGCUGCCUGCAUCGGGCAGCUUUAUCAAGAAUGUACGAUCCAGCUGUGCGCAGGUGCGCUCCCAAGCCAACAUUUCGAUCAAUGAGGAGGCGGUUGCUGCAUUCCUGACGCAUUUGGAUAGAGCAGAUUUUGAGAGACUGAGCAAGCAACAUGGACUUACGCUUCCGCUCAGCUUUGAUAGCGUUGCUGAAGAAGUGGUGAGUAGGGAAACACUUGCAAUCGAUACCUCCCCCUCCUCAGGGGGGGUUUUUCCCCCCCGCUCUGCUAUGAUUUACCCGCUCGCAAGAUGUCACUGACAGGUCUUCUUUCGGUCAAAUGUGACAUUUGCACGAUUUGACAGAACCUGCUGGCUGUGCUGUCUCUGCUCAAUUUCUUGUCGGCGUAUCGAGCGCCACUGCACAAAGCUACUGGAUCUGGCGCUUAUCAAGCCGUCCUGCGACUGGUGAUAGGUCUCUACAUUUCCGGUCCCAAUGCGCUUUCCGCCCUCGCUCUCAAAGAGCUCAAAGCCGAUGGAGUCGCUUCGCUCUUGAACGUCUCCACCACGCAAGAGUCGUCCAGCGGCAUACCCGGGGUGGUGCUGGGACAACCCAAGACGGGAGACAUGUACGAGGUUUGCCAACUCGUUGCUAGAGCUUGCAACAGUACUGGAGAAGUGCUGCUUCGUUUGGGACUUGUAGAUUUGGGCAGCUUGGUGCUGAAAGCAUUGGACAGAGCCAAGACAUUGAGCGACGAAGAGCGCUGCGAAGCAGUGUUGGCCGGGGUGAGCUUCUCGCUUAAUGAAUGCGCCACAUCAUGCGGAGGAAUACUGAUGUAAUGUCCACGGACUCUUUGCCGUCCUGCCAGCUCGUCUCCACCAUCCCAGCCUUCGCAGAUGCCCACCUGAUCGACGGCAGUCGACCCGUUUAUCUCUUCAAAAAGGCCUUCUUCCUCCUUCAAGCCAUCUCUCAACGAGGUGUAGCCAACGCACCAAGCACAAAGACGCUGCCCAUGUUCGUCGAUAACGUUCUGCCCACCAUGCUCAUCCAGCUCGGAUUACUGGACACGAGCAACGUGUCGAGCUCCUUUGCAAAUUUGAAGGCGUUCAGACCUGUGCGUGUGCGCGCCCCUCAUACGGACAGCGAAGGCGCAAAAGCUCAGCAUGAGGCGGUAGAGGAAGGACCUCGACUGAGUGCAGAGGAAGCGUACGUCAUCAGAGCUUCAGCACUGGAUGCCGGCUCUUUCAUCGUUAAGCGAGCACACGAAUUGGCGCAGCAAGAUGCACCCAAAUACGAAUGGCUUGGCGCGCUGACAGAAGCGGAUCUUGGUGAGUGGUAUGACGACAGAGCUUCUACACGACUGGGCGCCUUUCGCAAACGCAUGCUGACGCUCGAUCAAACAUCCGCGCUUGCCACGCCCACAGAUGGCUACUUGUGGUCUGUUGCCAAGGACGAUGCUUCGCUUCGGCAAGUGCCGCGUCUGGUAGAGAGGGGCACCAUCAUGUAUUGAAAAGUUUGCAAUGCGGAUCGCUUCAAAAGCACAUGCUGUCUCGCGAGGUCGCGAUUUGCUGCUUUGUCCGCCUUUCUUUGACGUUCUCCCGGCUUUUCCUGCCAAUGAGCCGAAAGACCUUUGACUCGCGCCCGUAA